CACACUCGGUUCCCUCCCUCGAGAAGAAGAAGAAGAAGAAAAGGACGAUGCCUUGCCUCCCUCGGCUCCCUUCCCUUCCCUUCUUCCUCACCCCCACCACCACCACCACCUGCACCUGACCACCGCCACCCUCGCUCGGUAGCUGCGCAUUCUCUCUGCUCGACCACAGUGCAUGUCCAUGGCGUCGGGCGGCGGCGGCGCCGGGCCGUCUCGGCCGCAGCGGCAGCUGUCGAUGGGGCCGCGGAACCUGUCGCGGGCGAUCACCAUGCGGACGGAGGGCUUCUCCGGCGAGGAGGAGGAGAGCGAGCUGGUGCCGUCCUCCCUGGCGCCCAUCGUCCCCAUCCUCCGCGCCGCCAACGCCAUCGAGGACGAGAACCCGCGCGUCGCAUACCUCUGCCGGUUCACCGCAUUCGAGAAGGUGCACAAGAUGGAUCCGAACUCGAGCGGGCGCGGAGUUCGGCAGUUCAAAACCUAUCUGCUGCACAGGCUGGAAAAGGAUGAAAAGGACACACACCGCAAGCUUGCGUCGACUGAUGCAAGAGAGAUUCAGAGGUUCUAUCAGCAGUAUUGUCAGAAAUAUCUGGAGGGUUUUCAAGACAGAAAGCCGGACGAGAUGGGUCAAUACUAUCAGACUGCAUCAGUCCUAUACGACGUGCUAAAAACGGUGUCACCUCCAUCUGGGCCUGAUGCCAAUUUUGAUGAGUACGCGGAAGGGGUUGAAAAGAAGAAAGCUUCCUUUUCACAUUACAACAUAUUACCCCUUAAUAUUACUUCCGGUCCCACACAACCUGUAAUGGAAAUACCUGAGAUAAAAGCAGCAGUGGAGCUUCUUCGCUGGACACAGAAUCUUCCAAUGCCAAGGCCAGAUCCGACUAGUGUGCCUCAAGAGAUAGAAGGGCCUGUUGUUAAUGACUUGCUUGAUUGGCUCUGGCAAACAUUUGGAUUUCAGAAAGGUAACGUGGAGAAUCAAAAGGAACAUUUGAUUUUGCUGCUUGCUAACAUGGAUAUGAGAGGAAUUGAUAGUGCCCACCAGGGUGAAAGACAAAUUCACAUGAUACAUCGCAAUACAAUUGAUCGCUUGAUGAAGAAAGUUUUUCAAAAUUACAUUUCAUGGUGCCGAUAUCUGCAUUUGGAGUCAAACAUCAAAAUUCCACGUGAUGAGUCCACACAACAACCAGAACUUCUUUACAUAGGGUUGUAUUUGCUGAUUUGGGGUGAAGCUUCUAAUGUUCGCUUUAUGCCUGAAUGCCUUUGUUAUAUCUUCCACCAUAUGGCAAGGGAUUUAUAUGACAUAAUAUCUGAUAGAAGAGAAGGAUUUUUUGAACCACCCUUCCAACGAGAGGGGAGUGAUGAUGCAUUUCUACAGCUGGUUAUCCAACCCAUCUACAAUGUUAUUUACAAUGAAGCUGUAAUGGGUAAGCAUGGUACUGUCAGCCACUCAAAGUGGAGAAACUAUGAUGACCUGAAUGAAUUUUUUUGGUCAAAGAAAUGCUUCAAACAGCUUGGGUGGCCAAUGAAUCAAGCCUCUGACUUUUUCACGAGUCCUGCGAAAACUAAUAAUAAUAUCAAGCAACGUGGUCAUUCGAUCAGCAGGAGGAGGAUGUCCAAAACAAAUUUUGUUGAAGUUCGUACAUUUUUGCAUCUCUUCAGAAGUUUUGAUCGGAUGUGGGCUUUUUUCAUAUUAGCUUUCCAGGCCAUGGUAAUUAUUGCAUGGAGCCCUUCUGGGUCACUUUCUGCUAUAUUCGAACCAACUGUUUUCAGAGAUGUUAUGACAAUAUUCAUAACAGCUGCAUUUCUAAACUUCCUUCAAGCAACACUUGAGAUAGUUCUUAACUGGAAGGCUUGGAGGAGCCUAGUUUGCUCGCAGAUGAUACGGCAUGUUCUGAAAUUUGUUGUAGCGAUUGGCUGGUUGAUAAUUCUUCCAGUGACGUACACAAGUUCUAUUCAAAAUCCCACAGGCCUUAUCAAGUUCUUCAGCAACUGGAUUGGCAAUUUCCAGAGUCAAUCAAUUUAUAAUGUUGCAGUUGCUCUUUACAUGUUGCCGAACAUUUUCAGUGCCUUGUUUUUCAUAUUUCUACCAAUUCGAAGGAAACUGGAGCGUUCAAAUGCUCACAUUGUUAGAUUUCUUUUGUGGUGGACGCAGCCAAAAUUAUAUGUUGCCCGAGGCAUGUAUGAGGACACAUGUUCACUUCUUAAGUACACAACAUUCUGGAUUCUAUUGCUUAUAUGCAAGCUCGCCUUCAGUUAUUAUGUUGAGAUUUCUCCUCUAGUUGGACCUACCAAGACAAUUAUGUUUUUGGGACGGGGGAGAUACAUCUGGCACGAGUUCUUUCCAUACUUGCAGCAUAAUUUAGGUGUUGUUUUUACUAUAUGGGCACCAGUUGUCAUGGUAUACUUCAUGGAUACGCAAAUAUGGUAUGCUAUUUUUUCCACAGUAUGUGGCGGAGUAAAUGGUGCCUUCAGCCGCUUGGGAGAGAUCCGAACCCUUGGGAUGUUAAGAUCAAGAUUCGAGGCAAUCCCAAAAGCUUUUGGUAAAAAUCUUGUGCCUACACAUCGUGGUGAACCAAAGAGACAUGAGCAGGAUAACCGGACUUCACUUAUGGAAAAGAAGUUCUCUUACAUAUGGAAUGCAUUCAUCAGCUCUUUGCGAGAGGAAGACUUAAUAAGCAAUAGCGAGAGAGAUUUAUUGGUUGUUCCAUCAUCUGUGGGUGGCACUAGCGUUACUCAGUGGCCUCCUUUCCUUCUCGCUAGCAAGAUUCCAAUGGCACUUGAUAUCGCAAAGAGUGUCAAGAAAAGGGAUGAAGAACUACUAAGGAGGAUAAAACAGGAUCCAUACACCUAUUAUGCCGUAAUAGAGUGUUACGAGACAUUGUUAGAUAUUCUGUACAGCCUUAUAGCAGAAACAAGUGAUAUGAAAGUUGUUGAUCAAAUACGUGAGAGUCUUCAAGAGAGCAUAUGUAACCAGUCACUUGUGAGAGAUUUCCGAUUGGAUGAACUUCAUCUGCUAAGCGAUAAAUUCAAUAAGCUGCUAAGUCUACUAUUGGAAAUUGAGCAAGAGGGGAAUGACACAGCAAAAAUGACACAGAUUGCCAAUCUAUUACAAGAUACAAUGGAAAUCAUCACACAAGAUAUCAUGAAGAACGGACAAGGUAUUUUGAAGGAUGAGAACAGAGAGAGUCAACUGUUUGCAAAUAUAAAUCUGGAAUCAAUAAAGGAUGAAGCUUGGAGGGAAAAGUGUGUUAGGCUUCGAUUGUUGCUGACAACUAAAGAAUCUGCAAUUUAUGUACCAAUAAACUUGGAAGCUCGGCGCAGGAUGACAUUCUUUGCAAACUCACUAUUUAUGAAGAUGCCAAGGGCUCCACAGGUCAGCAGCAUGAUGUCCUUCAGUGUUCUAACUCCAUACUUCAAAGAGGAGGUGCUCUUUUCAGCAGAAGAUCUUCAUAAAAAAAAUGAGGAUGGGAUAUCCAUCCUUUUCUAUUUACAGAAAAUAUAUCCAGAUGAAUGGAAGAAUUUUUUUGAGCGCAUAAAACCUAAGGAUGAGGAGUCCCGUAAAUCAAUGAUGGAUGAGAUCUCACGCUGGGCAUCUUAUAGGGGACAAACCGCCAGAACUGGCAAAGUCACUAACUCUACUGAGCGUGUAAAACUAGACCCAAAGGAUGAGUUCCUUAAAGCAAGGAUGGAAGAUAUCUCACUCUGGGCAUCUUAUAGGGGACAAACACUCACCAGAACUGUGAGAGGAAUGAUGUACUACAGGAGGGCGCUUGAGAUUCAAUGUAUUCAAGAUAAAAAUGCUAAACUGGAUCACCAGAGAACAAAUUCAUCCUAUCAAGAUGGUGAGUCCGUUGCAGAUAUGGACUUGGCCAUUGCUGAUAUCAAAUUCACCUAUGUUGUCUCUUGUCAAGUCUAUGGCAUGCAAAAAGUAUCCAAGGAUGCCAAAGAGAAAGCUCGCUAUCUGAACAUCCUUAACCUCAUGAUGAUGUACCCGUCAUUGCGGAUUGCUUAUAUUGACGAGGUAGAAGCUCCGAAUAAAGAUGGAAUGACAGAGAAGACUUAUUAUUCUGUUCUUGUCAAAGGAGUGGGUGACAAGUAUGAUGAGGAAAUUUACCGCAUCAAGCUUCCUGGCAAACCCACAAAUAUUGGAGAGGGAAAACCUGAAAAUCAAAAUCAUGCCAUAAUAUUCACCAGGGGAGAAGCACUCCAGGUCAUUGAUAUGAAUCAGGAUAAUUACCUCGAAGAGGCAUUUAAAAUGAGAAAUGUGCUGGAGGAGUUUGAGAGUACCAAAUAUGGAAAGAGCAAACCCACUAUAUUAGGUCUCCGGGAGCAUAUUUUUACUGGAAGUGUUUCAUCACUUGCUUGGUUUAUGUCAAAUCAAGAGACCAGCUUUGUUACGAUUGGACAGCGAGUUCUGGCAAAUCCUCUCAAGGUUCGGUUCCAUUAUGGCCAUCCUGAUAUUUUUGAUAGACUCUUCCAUAUUACUAGGGGUGGCAUAAGUAAAGCUUCCAAGACUAUAAAUUUAAGUGAAGAUAUAUUUUCAGGUUUUAAUUCAACAAUGAGAGGAGGAAAUAUCACACAUCAUGAGUACAUGCAAGUUGGUAAAGGACGUGAUGUGGGAAUGAAUCAAAUUUCAAGCUUUGAAGCUAAGGUUGCCAAUGGCAAUGGUGAACAAACAUUGAGUCGUGACAUCUAUCGUCUUGGACGCAGAUUUGACUUCUACAGAAUGCUAUCUUUCUACUUCACUACAGUUGGCUUUUAUUUCAGUAGCAUGGUUACUGUACUUACAGUCUAUGUAUUUUUGUAUGGGAGGUUAUAUCUCGUCUUGAGUGGUCUGGAAAAGUCUAUUUUGCUGGAUCCACGUAUUCAGGAGAAUAUCGAGCCUCUUCAAAAUGUGCUCGCUUCACAGUCAGUUUUCCAGCUUGGUUUGCUGCUUGUCCUCCCAAUGGUCAUGGAAGUGGGCUUAGAGAAGGGAUUUCGCACAGCAUUAGGAGAGUUCAUCAUCAUGCAGCUUCAGUUGGCCUCUGUGUUCUUCACAUUCCAGCUUGGCACCAAAACACACUACUACGGGCGGACAAUUCUCCAUGGUGGCGCCAAAUACAUACCUACAGGACGUGGGUUUGUUGUGUACCACGCAAAGUUUGCUGAAAAUUAUCGCAUGUACUCCCGAAGCCACUUUGUUAAAGGACUUGAGCUGUUAAUACUUCUGGUUGUAUAUCUAGCCUAUGGAAGGUCGUACCGCACCAGCUCGAGCUUGUACCUAUUUGUCACCUUCUCCAUAUGGUUCAUGGUGGCAUCUUGGCUGUUUGCACCAUUUAUCUUCAAUCCAUCAUGCUUUGAGUGGCAGAAGACGGUUGAUGACUGGACAGAUUGGAGGAAGUGGAUGGGUAACCGUGGGGGUAUCGGUAUGUCUGGGGAACAAAGCUGGGAGGCUUGGUGGAGAAGUGAGCAGGCGCACCUCAGGAAAACCAGCGUUCGUGCUCUCAUCUUGGAAAUCCUCAUGUCUCUUCGUUUCUUGAUCUACCAGUAUGGUAUUGUGUAUCAUCUCAAAAUUGCACGCCACAGCACAAGCAUUCUGGUGUAUGGGUUGUCAUGGCUGGUUAUGCUGACGGUUCUAGUAGUAUUGAAGAUGGUUUCAAUAGGACGGCAGAAAUUUGGAACAGAUCUUCAGCUUAUGUUCCGCAUCCUCAAGGGCAUUCUCUUUCUUGGCUUUGUCACUGUGAUGGCGGUCCUAUUUGCUAUAGGCGGCCUAACAAUUACGGAUGUAUUGGCUUGUACUCUAGGGUUCCUACCAACUGGUUGGUGUAUUCUUCUGAUUGGGCAAGCAUGCGCUCCAAUGAUCGAGAGGACUAUGCUGUGGGACUCCAUCCAGGAGCUAGGGAGGGCAUAUGACAACAUCAUGGGUCUCAUCCUCUUCCUUCCCAUCGGCUUCUUGUCAUGGUUUCCCUUUGUCUCAGAGUUCCAGACACGGUUGCUCUUCAACCAGGCCUUCAGCCGGGGCCUCCAGAUCUCAAGGAUCCUUGCCGGACAGAAGGACAUUGGGGAGUUCGAAUGAAUGACCAGUUCAUCUUUCAUUUCCCUCCCUAGCUAGUUUCUCUGAGAUGUGAUUGACCUUUAAGGAACAUAUGGAUAGUAGGCCAUGGUAUAUAUUGACCUCGCUCCCAUGUAUAUUUUGUCAUUAUGUGCUGCCAUGUUACAUACUAUUUUGUGCACCAGGUCAUCUGAAUGUGCUCGUGAAGCUAGCCUUGCAGCACCUGUUUACAGCUGAGCUGAUGCAUCACAUUUCACUCCAACUGUCCCUCAUUGCCUCUCGACCCACAUCCUCUCUUCUCACAUAUUUAUAUGGGGAAGCUACCGAGGUCGUCAGUGCAUUUGCGGGGUACAUGUAUUAAAUGCUAAAUUCAGUUUUUAAACAAUCUUUAGUAUUUCU
Messenger RNA from Triticum aestivum (bread wheat), 6421 nucleotides. RefSeq names its product putative callose synthase 6. Gene Ontology annotation, molecular function: 1,3-beta-D-glucan synthase activity. The record is from RefSeq and is a predicted model, not a curated record. Bases 173 to 6046 code for a protein of 1957 amino acids. The transcript has 42 exons. Lineage: Eukaryota; Viridiplantae; Streptophyta; Magnoliopsida; Poales; Poaceae. Gene Ontology annotation, cellular component: 1,3-beta-D-glucan synthase complex; plasma membrane. Gene Ontology annotation, biological process: (1->3)-beta-D-glucan biosynthetic process.